Molecule: messenger RNA, 1221 nt
Organism: Clonostachys rhizophaga
Lineage: Eukaryota; Fungi; Ascomycota; Sordariomycetes; Hypocreales; Bionectriaceae
Source: the annotation of a GenBank genome assembly
AUGCAUCUCCCGUUGGGGGAGCCCAAGGCUGUGUCACGCAUCCAAAUCUUCAGCCGGAAACAUAGGAUCAUCGUUUGCAUCGCCGUACUCUUUUUGCUUUCCACCAUCAUAUUCUACCUACCUUUCGAGAGAAGAUCAUACUUAAGACACUUAUUGCUCCCCCCUAGUCGAUAUACCAAGUGCAAACUCGAGGAGCCCAGCGCUCUCACCUGCAACGCGACUCUGGCCGCCAAGCACGAACCCAUCCCAAACAUAGCCCACUAUGUAUUCAUUCUUCGCGACCCGUCCGGCGAUUUCUCCUUCCAGUUCAGUCACUUUCUAAGCAUCUACUCAGCGUACCAUCUCUGGCGCCCCGACAAGAUAUAUCUUCACACAAAUGUCGCUCCCGACAGCGCUCCAAUCGCUCGAGCGAAGAGUGGUAGCACGGGGAAGUGGAAUCAACUAAUCUUCAACAUCCCCAGUCUCACCAUCAACAGCAUCACGGUCCCUACCCAUGCUGGAAAUGGGGUCGAGAUCUCGGGACUGGAACACAAGUCGGACUUUGUCAGGGUCAAGGCUGUGCACAACUUUGGGGGCACUUAUGUCGAUUUCGAUGUCUUCCCACUCCGCGACCUCAAGCCCUUGCGAGAACGCGGCUUUGCCGCCGUCGGCGGACGACAGGAGGGAGGCGAACUGAACAGUGGCACCUUCAUGGGUGUCGCGGGGAGUCUGGCGUUGACUGAGUGGAUGGAGGAGAUGAACAGAGUGUACGAUGGUGGCUGGACCACCCACAGCAACGCUGCCCUUACUCGCAUCGGGAAUCGCCUGGCAAUAGAACAGCCCUGCGAGCUACUCGCACUCAACCAAGCCGCCUUCGCCCCCGGGAGCUGGCUUGACCACGACAUCGACAAUCUGUUCUCCACCCACGAAGGCGCCCCGAUCAUACCUCCUGGUGGAAACUCGAGCAUGCGCCAGGGAGUCCCUCUGGAGGAGGAAGAUAUCCCAGAAGACUUUGACGCUGAUAAGUCACUGAUGCCAAGCUGGGCUCGCGAUUUCUCCUGCACAUACCUGCUGCAUGCUUUCAGUGGGAACAAGGCAAGGCACGGCGUCACUCAUAACAAUUUUGACCCUCAAUAUGUGUUGGAUCUGCGCAGCAACUUUGCCAGGGCUGUGUAUCCUAUUGCAAAGCUGUUGCUUGACAAGAAGGUUAUAACUUUAGACGAUACUGAUCUUGGAAAAUGA